GCUCCGCGCCGCAGCCGGGGGGAGGUGGAGCCGCUUUAUCGAGAGCCGAAGUGGAAAUUUCCCCCUCAGUUGCCGGCUCCGCCGCGGAGGAGAGGCUACCGAGAGCCGCUCGCCCGUGCCGCGUCCCGUCCAACUGACCGCCGCCGUUGCCGCCAUGUCCAACUACAUCCACGUCCCGCCCGGCUCCCCGGAGGUGCCCAAGCUGGACAUCACUGUCAGCGAGCGGGAGGGGCCCGGCUACCGCCAGGGCGCCCUGCAGCUCCUGCGCCGCCUGCGGCCCCACUGGAGACCCGAGGAGGUGACGCUGCAGCUGUUCACCGAUGGAAUCACCAAUAAACUAAUUGGCUGCUACGUGGGUGACAUAACAGAUGAUGUGGUUCUAGUUAGGAUUUACGGAAAUAAGACCGAGCUCUUAGUAGAUCGAGACGAGGAAGUGAAGAGUUUCCGUGUGCUGCAGGCUCAUGGCUGUGCACCUCAACUAUACUGUACUUUCAAUAAUGGCCUGUGCUAUGAGUUCAUGCAGGGAGAAGCACUGGAUCCAGAGCAUGUAUGCAAUCCAGAUAUUUUCAGACUCAUUGCCAGACAGCUUGCUAAAAUCCAUACUAUUCAUGCACACAAUGGAUGGAUCCCUAAAUCUAAUCUGUGGCUGAAGAUGGGGAAAUACUUUUCUCUCAUACCCACAGAAUUUAUGGAUGAGGAGGUAAAUAAGAGGUUUUUAAGUGACAUUCCAAGUCCUCAAGUUCUUCAGGAAGAGAUGGCCUGGAUGAAGGACAGACUGUCAAAUUUAGGAUCACCAGUGGUACUCUGUCACAAUGACCUGUUGUGUAAGAAUAUUAUUUACAACAAGAAACGAGGUGAUGUGCAGUUCAUAGACUAUGAAUACUCUGGAUACAAUUACCUGGCUUAUGACAUUGGAAAUCACUUCAAUGAAUUUGCAGGAGUAAAUGAGGUAGACUACAGCCUUUAUCCUAACAGAAAAUUACAGGAACAAUGGCUGAGAUCUUACCUUGAGGCCUACAAAGAAUAUAAAGGAUUUGGCACAGAAGUCAGUGAAAAAGAAGUUGAAGUUCUAUAUGUCCAAGUCAAUCAGUUUGCACUGGCUUCCCACUUCUUUUGGGGAUUGUGGGCUCUAAUUCAAGCCAAAUAUUCCACCAUUGACUUUGAUUUUCUAGGGUAUGCAAUUGUUCGGUUUAACCAGUAUUUCAAAAUGAAGCUGGAGGUCAUGACGUUAACUCUUCCUGAGUAAUAAAGAGGAACAAACUUACCAAGUGGAUGGACAACCCCUGAAUCUUUUCUGAGAACAGAUACUGGAAAAAGCUAAACAUUUGUUGAAGUUCUGUAAUGCUCACUUGGUGGUUCUUGCUUUAUAAAUAAUGCCUCUAAACAGUCCUUCAAUGUUAAAUUUAGUUUGAAGAGCAUACGUACUGCUGUUGAUAUAAAAUGGAUUAGAAACUUGCUAAAUCUAUAAAAAGUUGUAGAAAUGGCAAUUUAAUCCUUCUUUGUAAUUUAACAUAUGUUGUAUGUGAAUUAUUUAUUAUAAGUUUAACAUGAUUCCAUUGCUGCUUUCAUUGGUUUUGUAAAAGUUGGGUGCAGACAGUGAGGUUGUUCCAAAGGAUUCAUUUAACAACUUAUUUUAUUGAAGUUGCAUUAACUUAUAAUAAAGAAAACAUGGUUAGAGAAUAUUAACUUUUUAGAUGUAUACAAGCAAAAUAUGAGUGAUAAUAGACUAGUGAGAUCACCAGUGUGCUGUAACUAGGGAGAAAAGUUAGGGUGAUCUUCCCCCCCCCCCUUUUUUUUUUUUUAAAAAGAAGGUAGCUUUCCAUAUGAUGGUACUUUUCUUUUGUAUAAGAAUCAACCACCUUGCUGAACUGAUAAAUAAUGUUUUGAUUUUUCCUUAUUGAUGCCGUUAAGCUGUUAGAAAUGUUGAAGUUCUGUGGCCAUCAGUUUCUUUGAGGAUAUGUACCAUCAUAGUCCUAGAUGGACAACGUACCAUCUCUAACUUCUGUGGGAAAGCCGCUUGUUUAUUAAGUGUACUUUUAAAGCAGAAGACCACUAUUCCAAAUUGAUGUUCCUUUUUUUUUGAAACUUGAUUCUAAAUUUGAACACUAUUCUGGUGUCUGUAUUUGUGCUUCAGCAGCAUCUAGUGGAACGGACUAUUGAACUGAAGAUUAGUGAACAGAGAUCCUGUUGCACUGGGGAGCAAGACAUUUUAGGUUUACAGUUCCUGUAUUGUUGACAUCUUUCUACUUUGUCAUCUUCUAACCUUGGAUUUUAGUCUUAAAUGCUUGGGCCUGUAGCUGCAGAUUCUGGUAUGUCUGGGGCCUUUUUUUAGAUUUGUGGUGGGUUGUUUUGUUGUUGUUGGUUGUUUGUUUUUUUUUUUUUUUCCUCCUGUGGCAGCAAAUUACUUUUCAAAGUCUCCAGUCUGAAGGGAUAAUAUGGAAAAGUAUGACUUGAAAAAUGGAGCUUUGAUCAUCACACACAUUUUCUUGUUUCUUAAAGCUGUUAUACCAAGAAUGGUCUGGAUUACAAAAUGUGAACUGAAAAGAAAAUGUUUACUUAACAAAAUAAUGUAUAAGUUUGAGUGGAAAAGAGGCUUUAAAUCUGAAAGGGAGGGUGUGGGGGGUGGGGGUGGGAAGGGGAAGAAACCCACAACAGAAAAAUAAAACCCAACAAUGCAGUGUGGAGUUGGGCAGGCAUGUACUCAACUCUGAUCAUACUCUGAAAAACUUUGCACUUUGGUCACAUAAGUGCCCACGUGUACAAAGUCUGUGUGUGUGCAUAUACAUGUGCAAGCGCAAACUUACCUGAGGAGUAAAUAUUAUGGGGAGUCUGUUGUACAGACUCCAGCAAAGAUAUUUAUUCAAAAUUGCUUUAUGGCACACUGUGUGUUUGUGUGUGUAUGUGUAUACACACACAUAUAUAUACAUGCACGUAUGUGCUUUACAAAAGCUUGGAUUGAUUCAGGACAAAGAAAAUUGAUGUGAAUGAAAAACUUUCACCUUGAAAGACCAUUUUGAAUGGCAUUCUGUUAUUUUACAAAAGCAAGGUUUGGGAUUUUUUUUCCCCCCUGGUUUAUAUUCAUCUCUGAAUGUUUCCAAUUUUUUUUUAUUUCCUUCAGCCAAAACCUUAAAAAUCCUAAUACAAGUGGGAGAACUGGAAUUUUUUGUAAUUUGAAAUUGCAUAACCAUUUUUGUUAGCAUUUGUUAGCUGGAGGCUACUAUACUGGACAGUUUUUCUUAGUAGCUAAAUAGAAACAAAUAGCUAAAAUAGACAUUUAUAUUUUCCUUUGUAGCAGUUACCAAGGAUGUUGCUAGAGCUCGUGAGAGCACAGAAGACACUAGUUUUCUGUGCGUUCUCCCUGUUGACAUUGACAUACGUUGAAUAAUACCCUGCUGUCUUGGUAGUCCCUUUAAGUUCAGCAAGAUCUGCUUGGAAGUAAGAUUGAUAAAGAUUUUUGAACUCGUAUUACUAUUUUCUUCAAGUAGUGGCUUUAUUUCUGGUAGUGUUGCUUUGUAUUUGUGAAAUAUUUGAAAAAUGCUGUGAUGUUGACUUGGUCUUGGGGAAUCUGACACUUGAUAGAUCCCAACUUUCCCAACAGUUGGUAAUCCACAUUCCCUUUUCAGGUACCAGUACUAUUUAAGUUUGGAGUUGGUGUAAUUUUUUUUCAGUAUAGUAUUUUUGUUUGUAUAGCUCAAGUAGCAAUAACUGUAGGAGUGGAAGCUUGCUUCUGCAGAACCAAAGCUCUUCAUGAGUGCAGCUCGAUCUCAUUCUUGUGGAGUGAAGUUCCACUGAAUCCCAUAAAAGCACUUUGAAGCAGAUAGUAAAUACUGCAAGCUUUUCCUGAGCCACUUCGAAGAAGCACAAGGAUUAUCACAGGUUACAGUGAUUGACUUCGCAGUACUGGUAGAGGCUUUCAUUUUGCAUGUCGAAAUUCAUUUUACACACUUAAAUGCUGCUUUGCAUUAGCUUUCUGUCAAGACAAGUGCAGGUUAAAACAAUUCCUGGAUAAGUUCUGAGGAAAUACUGUAAAACAAUUCCCAAAAUGAAAUGCCAGUUACCUUGAGCCUUGUUCCACAUCUGUUUGAGCCAGUAGCACUCUGAUAUUCUCACUUGCUAAGGAAUAUCUACAGAUGUGUUAAGUUUGAAGCAGUAGCUUGCAAUAGCAUUGCAGAUAAGGUAGCUUGAAACUGUGAAUACAGGACAUUCUGAAUGUAAGAUAGGUACUAGAGCACCGAACUAGAGAACAUGUACGUGUUUCAAUUAAUUAAUCUCAGUCUGUUUAAUAGCAAUGUUAAGAUAUUUGAAGGAGGACAAAAAAAUGACUGAGCUCUAGAAACAUCCUUAAGUAGUUUUGACUGUGACUUGCCAAGAAGAUCUUCUGUUGCCUUUAUGUUAAGCUAAGGGCACGAAUGCCAAAUUAAUAAUUCUUACUGUAGUUACCUGUAUUGUAAAUAUAAAGAGGGUUAUUAGUAAUGGCAUUCUUGCAUAAAUAGCAUCAAGUCAAUAGACCAUAGUGGCCUGGUUGCUUUUGUAAAGCAGAAGAGUGUGAAUUUUUUUCUUCUCAUUUUUGCAGUCAGAUCUGGCUAAUCCAUGCCUAAUUUCAUAAGUUACCCGAGCGUUAAAGACUUCUGAAAAGUAACAUAUUUACACCUCUCGAUCUGCAUUUUAAAAGGACGUAGCAAAUUUGCAUUAACCAGGUCUGACUGUGUAUGUAUAUACAACAGUGUAAAUAACCAUUUGUAAAUUAGUGUGAAUUGUACUGUAUCUUGCAUUUAUGGACUUGUGUAUUGCAUUGUAUUCUCUCCUAUUUUGUAGAAAUUUUGAUGUAAAGAAGAAAUCUAACUCUGUGUGCAGACUUCUUUUGUUAACUUGACCUGUAUCAGAGCAUAAUAGUUUCAUGUUAAGGUAUCCAUUUAUAGCCUUGGGCAUCCAGUGUCUUUUUCCCGUUAUCUUUUUUGACAUCUUGCUCUUGGGAAUGAUUCUGGGAAUAAAAGAAUUUACACAGUACUAAAAUGAAGAGAAAGUCUAUUCUAAUAAUAGGGCAAACUAUGUGUCAGAGGUACAUGUAGUACCUGUGGUAUAGGGAAGGCUGUUACAAUUGUUUACUUAAACUUCCAAAAAUUUCUUAUACAUUCUUGAAUGCUGGAGACUUCUAAACAUUAGCAUGUUGAAUUGAAGUACUCUUAAAGUGUGCGCUCCCGUGGUGACAGCAAUUGAGUUAGUUGUGGUAGAAGUCCCCUAACUUCAAUGUUUUUGGUGGAUAUAGCCUUAUAAUAGGAUUAGUUGCUUACUUGUAAAUGCUUAUAAUAAAUGCCCAAAUCACUAAGUUCUGCUGGUCAUUUUCCUCAGCACUAGAACUAUUGGUAGCCCCUUUAGACUAUUUGAAACCUACCUGAGGUAUUUUCCCUGUGUGCCAUUCCCUCCACCUCCCCGUGUCCACAACCCUACUUCAUUAGGGGAAACAAGAAUAUGAAAAGCUUCCUUUCCGUACUUAAUCAUCACUAAUCAUCACCUUUUUGACUAAAAUCUUGUUUUAUUUUGUCAGUACAUAACUUCUUAUAAGAAUUUUUCUGCAUAGGAAGUCCCUCUCUGAAGAGGCCUUUAAUCCUGGAAGCAUAGACAGGUAGUUUUCCCCAAAUGCCUGACUGUUUAAUUACUGUUGCCUUUCACUGUUGGUUUUGAACUCCAUCCAUAGUGUCCUUCAAGCUGUUAGUUUAUUCCUGUCACUGAUGCGUUUAAUAACUCUGGAAAGUACAGGUGUGCAGGUCUUGUUGUCCAUGUGACAAAUUGAUCUUGAUACAGUUUGUACAUCCUGUCAGCUUCACCUGCACCGGAUGAAAGGUACGCAUGCUUAUCAGUGCUGACACUGUAAGUUACUUGGGUCCUGGGAAGUGAGUUUAUCAAAGUAGUAUUACUCAAGAGGAGGGGUGGGCUCAGUAAAUAUAAGAAAAAGGAAAUCAUUCACAUGGAAACUCAAGCUCAAGCUUUUGAUGUAGCAGGUAUUGGGUAUGCCCAUUUACUUGCAUGGUGUAAGGACAAGAGCAAAUUGUAAAGGGUAAAGUUUGUUUCAAAAUGAAAUUCAGAUUUUUUAAAGCCUUUGGUAGCUAAUAAAAGCUUAUGAAAUAGCCUUUUGUUACUCCUACCGAAAGAAAUCUUAGAACAAAUUUUGGUAACUUUCUGAUUAAACAAGACUUGGUUCUGUAACCCAGUGGAAUUCAAUCUCUUGCUUGGGGUAGUCCUUCUUAUGGUUUGCCGAGGAGGCUGACCACAUCUUCCUUGGCUGGCUGGCUGCUUGUGUUUUGCUUUCAUGUUUUUCUAUUUACUCUGUUCUUGGAUGCCUUCUAAGGUGUGCUAGAUUACUAAACCACUGGAAAUAGCUCCACCUCCUAUCAUCUCUUCCACACCAGGUGGGCUGUAACUAUAGUGGUAGAGCAUUUGAUCAAACCUUGAGGUAAUGCAAGGGGGAAGAAUUCCUCCCCCUGCCCCUUUUAUUACUGCGGGGCUGCAAGCUGAUUGUUUUCAUUAGUUGUGAAAGAUACAAAAAGCCGUGACCUUUGGUCUUGUGCAAGGAGGUGUUCUGUUAGCCAACCACAUGACUUUAGCAGUGAGAACCCGCACAAAUCCAGGUGGGACAUGUUGGAAGAAACCAACUUUGUGGUGCUUAGACCUCUGGAGUGGAAAGGAAAAUGUGCAAAACGCUUGCAUGUGCCAGUUGUAUGGAGGUGCUCUGAGUGAUGUGCCGAGACACUGAAAGAGCAUUGUAUGAUUCUUUUUUAAAGUGACUUUUCCAUUUGGUCUGAUGUGUAGAGAUUAAGUUCCUGUGGUUAGAAAACCAGUUAGCCUGGGGGGAGGGGGAAGAAUAAUUCUAAAAGAUUAUUUAAAAAACAAAUGAAAAAACCCCAACCAACCAAACCCUAUGCCGUUGAUUAAUUUGCAACGCUUAAGUAUGUGUUGGGCUUUUCUAUGUGUUUAAUAGUACAGGUGGUGGUCUAGCACCAGAUUCUUUAAUAAAAGGGUUUAUUUUUGUUGCGAAAUGCCAGAAAACUGACUGGAAUAGCCCCAAAGCCCAUUAUGAUCUUGGAACAGGUGGCCAGACUUCACCAGAUUACCAAACUUCUGUGUCAAGAUCUUAGGUUAGCUUCUUCUGUAGCCUUCUAAAAUUGUAGAGCUGUUGUCUCGGGUGUCCUACCGUGUGGAACUCUAAUUCACAGACUUCCCAAAUAGGUUUGAUUUGAUGCUUAUAGAGACAUGACACAGAAAACUUGGUGGAAAUUAAAAGUUGUGUGAAUAUUUAGAAAGAAAACAAAUUACUUGAAAUCUAACAAACCUUGAAAAUAAAUGCUGAAAUAGCUUCAGGUACUGCACCAGCCUACUUGUGUGGUAUCUCAGCUGUGUUUUUUCAGUUAAGUGUUCCUCCCCCCAGCCCCGAGUUCCAUUCCAAACACAAGAUGAAAGACACCACAGAAGAGAAACAUGAAAAAUGUAUACAAUGCCGUAAAAUGCAGCAUGAACUGGAAAAGUAUAUUGUUUCUAAGCUUUUGGUUGUAGUAAUUAAGUGUUAUCAAAAGAACGGUAGGUGUCAAGUCUUCAGUGUGAGAAAGAUUUUUUUUUUUCCUUUUUUUUAAGAAAUGUUCCUUUUAACACUUUACCUCCGAUGCAGCCUGUGGUAGUUAAUAACGCUGCUUUCUGCACAAGUGCUUUGAGUAGUCUCAGCACCAAGAAUGUAUCCAAUCUUUCUUAGAUAUGACUUAGAUUAACUGAUUCUGUCUCAAGCCUCUUAAUCCAGCUAUCCAAAACCCUUUAAAUACUUGCAGAAGCAGGGCCAUAGCAUGUUAGGGGUAUAUUCCAUUUUGUGGCUUUUUUUUUUUUUGUUACUGCAUAUUUUUCAGUAUUCUUUUAAAUAAAUCCAUUAUGUCCUGUGAAUUCAAUAAACUCAGUUUACAAAUAAGCCUCUCUCAUCUUCCAGCACUGUCAUCCCCCCAAAAGUCCCCAUGACCCUUUGUGUAUGUUGUGGAGUCUAGAUGCACCAUUUAUCCAUUGGAGUGAAUUGUAUUUCUUUUGAACUAAAUGUUAUUGAAGCUAUUAUAAGGCCUUCUACCACUGAUUAAAUGAAGUAAUGUACCUUUCAAAGAGAUUUAUAUUGUGUAAAUAAUUUCAAACUGCAACAAUAAAGUUCGUUUCUAACUGCA
This is a messenger RNA of Phalacrocorax carbo (great cormorant), 8189 nucleotides long. The record is from RefSeq and is a predicted model, not a curated record. Lineage: Eukaryota; Metazoa; Chordata; Aves; Suliformes; Phalacrocoracidae.